CGGAUGGAAUGAAAAGGCAGUCAGGUUAGCCGUGCGACGGUGGGAGAGGCCAGGGACGAGGCAAGGCAAGCGAUUUAGCUGCUGCUGGUUCGGCGAGCCCACGAGUUGGAGUGCCGUGAGAGUAGCCGAGGUCCUGUUGGCCGUGCCUGCAACGGGAGAGGCGUCAUGAAAGCGCGCCAGUUGACCGAGUGCACCUCAGCUCGGACGAAAUCGCGUAUUUGUCGUCGUUGAAGCUACCUUGCCUCUCGAUUUCUGCUUUCGUGGCAAGGAUUCGACUCGUGGGCCUGCUGCUCCUGGCUGUCACGAGUACCCUUCGCUCCGUAUAGUCUCGUUUCACAGUGCGGAAUCUCGUUUUGCUGGUUGCUAGUUCGUUUUCGCGCAGCAAGAAUCCGGGAUACGGCGACGGAUGUGUGUCGGUCGACGAUGAAACGUAUUCGAUUUCGUUAUUCCUAAGUCGUGUAUACUCGUUUCGCAGAGAAUUUCACCGUUUAACAGUGUGUGGUGCGUGUUGUGCGCGACGGAUUGAUCACGUAUGUUUUGGUCUACCUGUGACAUCGACGCCCGUCAAGUUGGUGAAGCAGGACAACAGGUUCCUGUCCGACAAAGAAAAGAGGACGUACGUGCGAUGGUUUUCGCGGUUCUCUCGUUUUCGUACGAUAUUCGUUGGAUACCUAUACCGAACGGUAGUUGUUAUUGACAUAUUGAUUUUGUUGGUACGGUACGCUCGUGUUCUUUGACACGUCGUGAAUCGAGUUGAAUCGGGAAAAAUAUGAAAACUCGUUUAUAUCAAUCAACAGACACGCCUAUAUCGGACGAAAGUAUAAAACAUUCUUUGAGUUUCACAUUUGAUAACCACUCGAUACCGUUUCCUAGCUGGCGUCUUUCACCUUGACGUUGAAACAUUGAACGUACUGCCACGUUUCGGCUGAUAUUCUCAUCAUCGACCGGAAUCGAGAGUGACAACCGUAUGAAAUUAACCAAACAAUUUUGAUGCACCACGUUCUUUCGUUGUUCUAACGAUCGUAUCUUCGAUCAUCAGCAACAUACGCGGAAACGUUUCCUUUCGAAUUUCGAAAGAAUCCCCAUUUUUCAUACGUCUUAACUUAAUUAAUUUCGUUUGGAAAUACGAUUCGAUUCGAAAUAGAAGAAGUGCGUGAUAAGGAGAGAAACGAAGUCACGCUGGACUGGCUGGAAGAUCGAUUCAAAUUCAUUCGGCGUUCUGUGACGUUCGUUAUUUACAUAAUUGUACGACGUUAACGCAAGUUGUUUGGUAGACGAGAAGGGAAACGCGAUAGCAGAAACAAGCUAAAUAAUUUUAGCCAUUCAUAUUUUCAUAUCGUUAGCAUUUUCUUUUCACAAAGUGAAAUUACCUCGUCGUACAUUCCAUUUACUUUUAAAAGAAAGUAUUCGAUAGAAGAAAGCGUAAAAAUAAACAUCCUGAUUUAAUAAAAAUUCAUAAUCGACCAAUACUUUUUGUUGUAAGAAAAAGAAAAGAAAAAGUGGAAGGAGAAAGAGAGGAAGGAGAAUAUCAAAGGAAAUUGCAGGAUAUCGGGGAAAAUUCGUUUGUUUCGAGCAACUAGAUUGCCAGGGAAUAUCGAGACAAUCUCACGAUUAAUAACGGCGACAGCUCAGAUUUUCUAACGCUCGGUUCGUUACGUUGUCGUUGUCUCGGAUGCAGAGGGUAGCAUCCCUCCGGGUCGUUAUUCCAUUGCACGCGCUGAAGGGCUCGGAACGAGAAGCAAUAGGAGCGCGGCGAGGAAGAAGAGGAGGAAGAAGAGCAGGAGCAGGAGCAGGAGGAGAAGGAGGAGGAGAAGGAGGAGGAGAAGGAGGAGGAGGAAGAGGAGGAGGAGGAGGAAGAGGAGGAGGAGAAGGAGGAAGAGGAGAAGAAGGAUGAGACGGAGUGUUAUCUAGUUGGAACUGUUUCACGUUGCACGUUUCUCGAAGAGAAGAGAUGAUAGUGCACGAUCUGGUUAUCGAACGUUGCAUGCCUGUUGUCGACGAACGCAUUUAUCCGCGUGGUUCGUGCUAAUUCGAUCGGUAUGUCGUUGAUGUGAUCGUGGUUCACCGAUUUUCUAACUUGACGUUUCAUUCGUUUGGAUUUGUAAACGAAUCCUACAACUAGCCGAAGUAGGAAGGACAGAGAGGUCGUUGCUGGUUAAUCCCAAGUUAUCUUAUAUAGCGCAUAGGGACGAAGCAAUCCGUUCGUAAUAGACAAUUACCGCGGAUGUUGAUUAGAAAAGAUUCGGUUAACCGCGUAACGAUCGUUGUAAAGCGAACGGUAGAAAAUGCAUGGGAAAUAGUGGAGCCAAGAGGCAAGAGCCAAGAGGCAAGAAAGCCAAGAGGCACGCAUUCGUGACACACGGCGGCACGUGGUUAUGGUCGUGUACCGUUUGCAACGUUUCUACCUAUAGCGUGUACAGCGAGCUAGCCGGAACAACGACAGAGGGGCGAGGACAGAAGGAGAGGAGCGUUCCGGUUAGCCAAACUCGAGUCAGCUUGCCGAUGGAUAUGGCAGCUGUCGUUCCCCUGGUUGUUUUUCCACGAUUCCAUCUCGCUCGACAAGCCUAUCGUCGGCAUCGUGCUAUCCGCGAAUCGAGCGAACAGGUAUCGUCGCAAGGUGUUGUCCAGGCUGGGAUACGCGAUUCCUCGUGAUAGCAGGUACGCGGCUUGCGAAUCGCGGCAAUCCACAGUGCGUCGUCGAUCGAUCGACAGACACCACACGAGCGUUGCUCGCGCGCAUUCUUAGUGACGGCCAACGUGUUCGCCGACAGUGUGCGUGAUAUCGUGAGUUUCGGUGAAUCGAUCGUCGCGUGCAAGUAGGCCAGAGAAGAAGAGAAAGGAGGAGAAUACCGUCGAUCGAAAGAAGAAAGCUUCGCACUGCGAACAGAAGAUCGAGAAUCGCGCGUAAUUCUAUAUAUCUUGAUAACUGUGCUCUAUGAUUUCGUUAAGGAUGAAGGACGUGGCCGUCGAUUCUCCGCGACCGAUUUCCAGGCUUCGCGGCAACCUUCUUCUGCUUCUGACGUUACUCGCAGAGGUCACGUAUUCGGCGGAUCUCGCAAUUGAGAUACCAGGAAACUUGAGUCAAGGCGGUUCCUGGUAUCGUUUAGACUACAGUCCUGCCGUUGGUUAUCCGCCGCCAAAUACCACCAUAGCCGCUACCGACAUCGGUGAUGUGAUCAAAUUCAAGGACGGACUUCCUGGCACUAGAUACGAAUUUUGGUUAUACUAUAGCAAUAGCACGCUUCACGAUUGGCUGACAUGGACUGCGUCGAUAACUACAGCCCCGGAUCCGCCAUCGAACCUCACGGUCUCGGUACGAAAUGGAAAGACGGCGAUAGUUUAUUGGGCGCCACCAGCCCAAGGCAAUUAUUCCGGUUUUCGGUUAAGGGUGCAAAGUUUCAGCGAUACCGGAAAUCCAAAAACCAGCGUCAUUCCUGCGGACGCGGUCCCCUACGUGCUACGUGAUCUCAUCCCUGGGGCUACGUAUUCUCUUCAGCUUUUCACCGUGUUAGACACCAAAGAAAGCGUGGCGUACACCAGCAGGAAUUUCACCACCAAACCCAACACACCGGGCAAGUUUAUCGUGUGGUUUAGGAACGAGACGACUUUGCUAGUCCUCUGGCAACCGCCCUAUCCUGCUGGCAUUUACACCCAUUACAAAGUUAGUAUAGAUCCCGCUGAUGCCAUAGAAUCCGUUCUUUACGUGGAGAAGGAAGGAGAACCUCCUGGGCCUGCACAGGCUGCUUUCAAAGGACUCGUCCCUGGCAGAGCUUACAAUAUUUCCGUUCAAACGGUGUCAGAGGACGAAACCUCCGCUCCCACGACUGCUCAGUAUCGGACGGUGCCAUUACGUCCCCUCAACGUUACGUUCGACAAGUCUUCCAUAACGUCCACUUCCUUUCGCGUUUUCUGGAAUCGGCCCGAAGGAAACUCCGAAUUUGACAAGUAUCAGAUAUCUUUGGGAGGCAACAGAAGACUAGCGCCGGUUACCAGGAACAGAGACGACGAGAGCAAAUGGGAAUUCAAAGACCUAGAGCCGGGCAAAACUUACCAGGUGGUUGUGAAGACAGUCUCGGGCAAGGUUACCAGUUGGCCAGCUAACGGAGACGUUACUUUAAAACCGUUGCCCGUGCGGGAUCUUCGCACUGUCAUCGACGAAAAAACCGGCAUGGUCGAGGUUUCUUGGCAUCCUGAAAAUUCAAGUACUCAGGAUAGCUAUAAGCUUCAAUACCACGAAGUGGAAACUACGAUCGGCGGCGAUAGCAAUAUGUUAACAACUGAUAAGACCAAGGUUACGUUAGAAGCUUUAUUACCCGGCAGAAACUAUUCGAUAAUCGUUCAGGCGAUUAGCAAUAAAAUCGAAUCAAACGAGACUGUGUUAUACCAAGUCACACGACCCUCGAGUCCCAUAAUCGAGGAUUUGAGGCCAACCGAGAUGGGAUUGAAUAUCUCAUGGAAGAGCGACGUUAAUUCGAGACAGGAGAAAUUUGAAGUAACGCACAAUAGGAACGAUACUGGGGAGAGCGCGACUACGUUAACCACGGAAUCUCAUAUAGUGCUGGAAGACCUUUAUCCUGGUGCAGCGUACGAAGUUAAAGUUUUCGCCAUUAGCCAUGGUCUAAGGAGCGAACCACACGAUUAUCUUCAAGCCGUUUUGCCUCACCCACCAAAGAAUUUAAGUAUCGAGAAGGUAACGAGCAACACGGUUGUCGUGCAUUGGGAGGCACCAACCGAUUCGUUGUAUUCCGAAUUUUCGAUACGAUAUCGAACGGAGGAUGAUCCAAGAUGGGUAAAAUUGCCCAGUGUUCGAGAAACGGAAGCGGAAGUGGCGGAUAUGACCGCAGGAGAGAAAUACACGAUUCAAGUGAAUACCGUGAGUUACGGAGUCGAAAGUCUCUAUCCCCUUCAAGUGAAUCAUACAGUUCGACCGAAUCCGGUGCUUAAUAUAACCCCGAUCAUCGAUUCAACGAACGUGACUCUAGAAUGGCCAAGACCAGAGGGUAGAAUCGAAACUUACGUGAUAAGAUGGUGGCCAGUCGAAAACCCUCAAGACAUACGUAGCAAGAAUGUCACGGAGAGUAACGACGUGACCAGCGUUCUUUUCGAAGAAAAUUCAGUGCAAAGGGUGCUUGUUAGCGAUCUGAUGCCAGGUGUUCAAUAUUCCUUUGUAAUCUACACGGUCUCUUAUAAUCUAUUCAGUGAUAUCACCAAUCUAACAACUAGAACAAUGCCGCUGAUCCAAUCGGAAGUCGUUGUGGUGGUCGAUCAGGAUCAGCCCGACUCGUUAACAUUGAGAUACACACGGACUCCCGUUCAGUCAUCCAAGUUCGAUUUGUAUCGAUUUCGGAUUAGCGACGAGAACAACACGACGAAGGAGCGGAUGGUCGACGACAUCGACACCAAGGUGACGUUCACGGGCCUUAUACCUGGUAAACUAUACAACGUCACAGUUUGGACUGUCAGCGAUAACGUGGAGAGCAGACCUUUGCUCAGGCAGGAUCGACUUUAUCCCGAACCAGUCACAUCCAUUCAAGCAAUAGAGGUGAAUGAUACAAGAAUUACGUUAACCUGGGAUAUUCCGCGUGGACAGUACGACGCUUUCGAAGUUCAAUAUAUAAACACGGAGGAAAAUUAUAUUCAAAAUGUCACGAGCACCAAUUUAAUAACAAUCUCCGAUUUGAAGCCGCACAGAAAUUAUACUUUUACGUUGGUAGUACGUUCCGGUACGGCGUCCUCUUAUUUGAGAAUAUCGAAUCCUGUGAGCGCAAGCUUCACAACAAGCGAAUCUUAUCCUGGCAAGGUGGAAAAGUUUCAUCCUACGGAUAUUCAGCCUAGUGAUAUUAGUUUCGAGUGGUCGUUACCUAGUCAGGAACAAAAUGGAAUCAUUAGAAAAUAUACAAUCACGUAUGGGCUGGAGGGUUCGGCUCAUACUCAAAUGCAGGACUUCAGGCCGAACGAAUAUCGCGGCAUCGUAAAGUCUCUCAUACCUGGAAAAACGUACAUCUUUCGGAUUCAAGCGCAAACGAGGAUCGGCUUUGGUCCCGAAGCGGUGUGGAAGCAGAAAAUGCCGAUUCUGGCACCGCCGAAACCGUCCACCCAAGUAGUGCCAACGGAAGUGUGCAGGAGCAGUACCACGAUACAGAUACGGUUCCGGAAGAACUAUUUCAGCGAGCAGAAUGGCGCGGUUACGUCUUACACGAUCAUCGUGGCUGAAGAUGACAGCAAGAACGCCUCUGGUUUGGAAAUGCCCAGCUGGAGGGAUGUCCAGGCGUACAGCAUCUGGCCACCGUAUCAGGUGAUGGAACCUUACUAUCCUUUCAAAAACGGCUCCGUGGAGGAUUUCACGAUCGGUAGCGAGAAUUGCGACAACAAGAUCGGAUACUGUAACGGGCCAUUGAAGUCUGGAUCCACGUACAGAGUAAAAGUUCGAGCGUUCACCGCGCCGGACAAAUUCACCGACACCAGUUACAGUUUUCCCAUUCAAACAGAUAAGGACAAUACGGCCAUCAUAGUUGGAGUCACGGUUCCAAUAGUACUCUUAUUGACCUUAUUGGGCAUUGGACUGCUGGUGAGGCGAAGAAGAAGUCAAGGACGUAAAACGACUGAAACGAGGACCACCGACAACUUGUCUUUACCAGAUAGCGUGAUCGAUACUAGUCGGCCAAUUAAGAUAGAAGAUUUUUCGGAACAUUAUCGCACGAUGUCGGCGGAUUCUGAUUUCCGUUUUUCGGAAGAAUUCGAAGAACUGAAGCACGUCGGAAGAGAUCAACCGUGCACAGCUGCAGAUUUACCGUGCAACAGGCCAAAGAAUCGUUUCACGAAUAUUUUACCUUACGAUCACAGCAGAUUUAAGCUGCAACCUGUAGACGACGAAGAGGGUUCUGAUUAUAUUAACGCCAAUUACGUUCCCGGUCACAAUUCUCCAAGAGAAUUUAUCGUCACGCAAGGACCUUUACACUCGACUCGCGACGAUUUCUGGAGAAUGGUGUGGGAAAGUAACAGCAGAGCCAUCGUGAUGUUAACGAGGUGUAUCGAGAAGGGCAGAGAAAAAUGUGAUCACUAUUGGCCUAUGGAUACCCAUCCUGUUUAUUACGGAGACAUUUGCGUCACGAUAUUAAACGAAACGCAUUACCCCGAUUGGAGUAUCACGGAAUUCAUGUUGUGCAGGGGUGACGUGAAGAGGGUCAUUCAGCACUUCCAUUUCACAACGUGGCCGGACUUUGGUGUUCCGAGUCCGCCUCAAACGUUAGCCAGAUUCGUUCGGGCGUUCAGAGAGAGAGUUAGGCCAGAUCAAAGGCCUAUCGUCGUCCAUUGCAGCGCAGGUGUUGGUCGCAGUGGUACAUUCAUCACCUUGGACAGAAUACUUCAACAGAUUUUGGUAUCGAAGUACGUCGACAUCUUUGGAAUAGUCUGGGCAAUGAGGAAGGAGCGUGUUUGGAUGGUACAAACGGAACAGCAAUACAUUUGCAUACAUCAGUGUCUUCUGGCAGUGCUGGAAGGCCAAGAUAUGACAGGGCCACCACGGGAGAUUCACGACAACCAAGGUUUCGAAGGCAAGAAUCGAAGCUCCGUUGAAAACACAAAGAGUUCUGCUGAGGAUGAGAAGGAAAGGUGACCCUCGAACUGCGAUUCCGGCGUCGAUGACGACGAAGGAAUAGCAGAAUCAGGAAUGUGAUGUUCGGAUACCUCGUCUCAUGCAGGAACACGAGGAUAUUUUAGAGGUAUCUUGAAGAGGUGCAGCGCACCGUACGAAGAAUAGUAUUACGAUGAUACGUACGUAGCGUGUUAUCUAAAGCUUGAAAAUGGUAAUGAAAGCGAGGGUUGUAAAAGCGAAGAAUAAUCGUCGACCGGAUGAUUUUCGUUCGGUUCGUUUCGAUCGAUAGUCGAUAGUAGAUAGUCGAUAGUUGAUAGUUGAUAGUUGAUAGUUAUGAAAGUUAAUUCGCUAAUACGAUAGCACGAAGCCAUACGAUGCUUGUAAACGUGCUCCAAACGAGAAAACUGAUUAAUCAGCGCUGGACGUUAAAAGAAGGAGGAUGCGUGUUUCCUUCUUUAGCGACGACUCGCGACUUUGCUUGGUGAAAGCGUGGUCGCGCGAUGUUUCGCGCGAAUGGCAAAUCCGUUUAUACCGAACGAAAGUAUCAACGAUUCGAUGUGACUGAUGUUUCACGAAUGGCUGUCGAAACAUCGGAGCGAUAGACGUGUCUUGAUCGAUCGAUGCGAAGGAAAACGUUAUUCCUAUCUUCGGCGUGGUAGACGACGACGUAGUUUACCUUUGUCCGGACAUACUCGACACGUUCGUUUCGCGAGCCACGUAAAAGGAGGAAUUUCGUUUCUUAAGCAAGUUUCGACGCAAGACGUAGAAAGUAACUGGCCAAGGAAUCGAAUUGCGAUGACCGAGGUCGAAAAUGGACAAGGACGCUGAAAGGGCCACGCUCUGACGAACGACGAUGGAAUUCUCUGAAAUUUUUCAGACGUAGAUAAUUCGUAACACGCAUAGAAAAUUCGAUCGAAGGCAGCUGUACACGUAUAGCUUUAAAAAUGGAUCGUUUUAUCGAAACAUACUGAAUCGAAGGUAGACUAAAAGGGAAUAGAAAAUGCAGCAACGACGGUGUUAUUUUUCAAACGAUUGUUCAAAGACGGUAUGUUUCGGCAACAAGUAUUCGCAACGAGAGAACGUACGACGAUCGCAACGUACGUUCGAUCGUCGAUCUGUGUCUCACCGUGUAAAUAUAAAUCGAUGUUUUAUUUUCCACUUAAUUAGACGAUUUUGACGUAUUUUCGAUCUCGAUGUCUCGCCGAGAGAAUGUCUCUGCGUCGAUUUUCAUGUCGACGCGAUCGAUGCUCGUGUUUAGGUACCUAUCGUGAUGUAGAUAAGUCCAGGUUGCAUAUCUUAAGGAUUGUAAGAUGCGUAUCCCGCACUGGGUUGCCACCGUUUCGAUCGAGACGUUCGGUUCGCAACAAAUCGAUUUUCGUAAGAAAAAUGACAAAUGCUGGAAAACCCUGAUAAAUCCCACGUUCUUCUCGUUUAUAUGUUUUAUAGACGGAUUCCACUUAUUAUUAAAUUUUAUUUUUACUUUAUUCCGCGUAUAAUUAAAUAAAUUAGACGCAUCUUUCUCUAUGUAAUUAUCGCUUUUAUUUUGUUUUUUUUCUUUUUUGUUCCUUUUUUUCGUUUUUGUUUGUUUCCACUUGUAUAAAUUAUUCCCCGUUGAUCAAUAAACUUUUACUAUUAUUUAUCUACACGCGCUUUAAGAUGAUCCGCGAAACUAUGAUAAAUACGUGGCAUCUAUUAUCAAAUCUUUUGCCUGUUUCUCCAACGCUAAAAUUCCGAAAUUACGUUGUAAAUUUAAAUAUGACUUGUUGGGAACCCGACGAGAAUUGACUCUGCGAACAACGAUUGCUGAUUCAAAUCGCGAGUGGCAACUAUCCGUCCAAGGGCUGUAGUAGAGACGCAAAUUAAAUGUAAAACGUUACCUAGAAUGGAAAAAAAGGGAAGGUCAGAGACGCGAGAGAGAAGAACGAUUUCCUUUUUUUUCCAUGAUAGGAAAAAGACACGUCAGUGGGAACAAGAAACUCGCAUCUUCGUAGAAAUCAUAUCACUUUUCGCAAGAAUCAUUCGACGAUCCGUAUAAUAUACAUAUUUACUUAUUAACAGUCGAUUCGAAACGACGAUCGCGAUAUCGUUCUGAAGUUAAUUAUAGCGUAGAUCGUGAGACUAAUUCGUUGAAAGGAAGGAAGGAAAAGAAAGAACAGAAAGGAAAGGAGGUAAACCAAACGAUCAUCGAACCGUGAACAAGUCUCUUCUAUGCGAGAGUUUCAAGAACAAAACUUUAUACAAUUUAGACGAUUAAUAGGGCUACGAUUUAGAGGAUAUCAACGGCCAAAUGUCCGAGGAAAAAAAGUCAAAUCUAUGACUCGUUAUUAAUUUCACAUACCAUCGAACUGAAUGGAAAUGAGUACGCAUUAGGCGUAGUUACUUAUUUCUAAAAGGAUCGCCAAGUAUUAUUAGUUUUAUACGAUCAUUCAUCUGAUCAAAGACUAACCUAUUUAUCCUGUUUCUUUAUACAUAUACGUAUACCUUCUAUUACACGUCAAUUCAAGUACACGUAUUUCGUAUCUUUUUUUAACGAUUCUUAUAAUAUUUUUCGAUAUUAGCGAUAGAAAAUUCUUAGUUACCAGUAACGAUCGAAUAAGUAGCAAACGUCGAACGACGACGCGUUUAAAGGUAGAGUACUUAGAGUGGGAUUUGCUCGAUGCUACAAAGUCGCGUACUUAAUUUUCUAUAUACAGGUGAGGCAAAAGCAAAGGCGUGAUCGGUAAAUUUUUAGACGUUUAAGAGCAACAGGGAAAUCGAUUACCCGUUUUCCCCGUAGUUAAUGAUUUGCCCGUAAUGAUUUGCCCGUAAUGAUUUGCCCGUAAUGGUUUCCCCGUAAUGGUUUCCCCGUAAUAGUUUCCCCGUAAUAGUUUCCCCGUAAUUGUUUCCCCGUGAUGGUUUCCCCGUAACGGAGAAAGAAAAGAACCGACAAAGGGAUUGAAAUUCACUGCCCAUAUGUAUUUUUGGAGAAACAUUUUUAUAUCGCUUAAGCACAUAUGUAGAACGAUUCGUAAAACACGCGAUCGUACUUGUAUCAGAGAGAAAAAUGUCCGAUCGACUCGUUGUUCUUUUAUCGAUCGGUUGGUGUGCUCCUCGAUGUUUUACAUCUUUCGCGUGCACGCAUUUUUCUAUCUUUAAAUUUCGCGCAAACGCCUGUAGCUCAAAUACUAUGGAAAUCCUUUAUCGCGUAAACGGAAUACAAAUUGCAGAGAAGUACUUUAAAAUCAUAUAAUUUAAUUGAACUUGCACGAUAACUUAUCGACUGAUAAUAUCGAUGAACCGUCGUAAACGACAACGAGUUAAUGAUUACCAUCCGAUCUGCUUUAUUAGUAAAUAUUAGCAAAUUUAACGAGUUACGUGUUACAGAUUAUAGAUUCGUUUUCUACGAUUUUGCAGUUUACGUCGCAUAGAAUAAAAGUGCAAUAGCGUAGAAUUUCAUUUCUCUUUUUACCAAAUUUGUUACUGCGGUGAAAGAGGCUUUAUCGGUAUCGACCAUUUGUAACCUUUGACUCGUUAAAUUUCAUUGAUAGCGUUGUUUGAAUCGCUAUCGACGAUAUCGGGGUUGAUCGUUAAUUAAGAAAAUUGCCAAUCGAUUGCCAAAUGCGUUAGAGUAUUACAAAGUGAUAAGACUAACAUAUACAUAUAUAGUCGAAUUUUAUUCCGAGCUUGUCUCCUUUGUAACAAACGUCUCAUCGCUUCGAAUAUCCUAAGAUGUCGUAAAUAUAAUUAUACUCGCUUAUAUUUAGCAAACGGAAAAGAACAGACUCACACGCACAGGCUAACAGAUCGAUAAAGAAGAGAUCGAUCGGACAACUGCAGUUUCCAAUCCAUCGAACUUACUUCUUUGCUAUACGUAUUGUAUAUGUGUAACAGUAUGCUGUACAUUUGCGCGCAUAUAUUAUCAACCGUAUCAUCGAUGUUUCUCGUCUAGGUGAAUAAUUGUCGAGUAUCGAUUAGAUUAGGUUUUUCAUUUUCAACGUUUUGAUCGACGGAUCUUAUUAAUACGAUCACGGGAAUAGGAAAUAAUUCUACGAUUUAUAUGUCUUUUCUUUUCUUAAAUCUAGAAACUGAUGCAAUCUUGUUGAUCGUAAGAUGCAGGUUUUAUAACGCGUUUCAAUUGGUUUCCUCGUUGAAAAAGUGCUUGGAUACUUUUAACAGAUGCUCGUAAUGUCAUCGAUUUACCACGAUCGUGGAUAAUUUUCAGUAAAAUUUAUCGAUCAAUGUUUAAACGAACCUUUCCCAUUUUUAUAAGUAUGCUGUCAUUAAGUUUUGCUCUCUGUCUGUCUGUCUGUCUGUCUCUCUCUCUCUCUCUCUCUCUCUCUCUCUCUCUCUCUCUCUCUAGACUCGUUUCUUAUGGGAACAUUAUAAUUUUCACAUUUCAGUAAAAUUCUAAUGUGAUAACAUUAUCGAUUUACAAAGAAAUCUUCGUGUAAAUAUGGUAAGAUAAAAAUCGAAGCAAAGGAUAUUAUUUUGUUUCUUCUUAGGAUAUCGGAAAGCCUGUAACGUAAUAAUUAUUUCCAUGUAUUAAACUAAAUAAAAAAUACGUGACGUAUAUUACGAAAUUAAAGGUAUAACGUAACGAAUUUCGAAUAAAUCAAUUUUGCUAAUAAUAUUUUACCGCUUUUACGUUGGGAUAAAUUUACAAAUCUUCGUCGUUAUCGAAUCCUAUAUCGUUAAUACGACUUUAGUUAGCGUUUAACGUGAUAACAGAGGAAAGCGGAUCAUAAUAUUUGCGAACUGAUUGAAAUUCGGUUUCCAUUGAAACGUGCACGUAUUCGCGUAAAAUUUUCCAUUACAUGUGAUAAAAGUUAAUUAGGCAAUUAUUUGACAAACAAAUUUGAUUAACUUGUACAGUAAUUAUUAUAUCGCAAUCUUUUAUUAAAGAUUAUUGGCUAUAUGUAUGUAUGUAUGUAUGUAUGUAUGUAUGUAUGUAUGUACAUAUAUAUUUGCACUAUAUUAUAUCUCCGAUUCAAAGGAGAUAUCGUAUCGCUUGUGGAAAGGAUUACACGCUUCGUUACUGUUAACAAUUCAAACUAAAUGUCGGUGUAUCGCUUUCAUUGGAUCAGCUUGGGAAAAAUCGUGAAUCGGUUUCAUCCGUUCAGGUUGUCAGUAUAUUUGCAACGUAAUGCACGAGCGAUUGAAAAAUUCGGCGAUUGCCCGUGCGAGUGUGUAGAUACCACCGUCACAAUGUAACAUAAGAACGAUCUAUGUAUAUGUAUAUCUCGUAUAUCUCGAUUACUCUAUACUAAAGCGUUUAACGUUUCGUUGUUAUAUUGCGUUAUAUCGUAUUAUUUUUGUACGAGAGAAAUAAGGAAAAAUCGUUGGAUAAAUUUUGUCUGUUUAAUUGCACAAGCAUCGUAUUUGAAAUAUUCUCUUAUCGCUGUUUUACCGUUUAUCGCGAUUACCGUUUCAAAAAUAUCAAAAUGUAAAUACCGCGCUUGCGCGAAUUCUAAAAAUAUGCAACUUAAUUUUUAUUUAUCGUAAUUAAUAUUUUCAUUGAAAUAGAUUUACUUGCAAGUGGACGAAAUUUAUCGAGCGAUUCGACGAAAAUAAAUAAGAAUUUCAUUGGAACAAAAUUCAUAGACCUGUCAAAUGUUUCUAUAUACCGAGAUUAAUUAGAGGAUGGACGGUGCGAGGUGCAAGAUUUUCGAAGCAUCUCGUAGCCAUAUUUCCAAGACAUAUCACGGUCUAAAGGUACUGGCCAUCAAUCGAAUUGAAAUUAUUUUCGUUUUUACGGUGCUCGAUUCCAAUGUUUCUAAUCUCCGUCGGAAGAAAACAUUUUUCUCGUUCGUACACAAUUGGUCAAGGGACACCAGCUAACCAUUAAGAAGAUCGAGCACAGGGAUAUCCGGUGUGAAAAUUGCGUUGUCGUUGAUACAAUGAAUGUGUUAUUCUGUGAUAAAUCGUAACUGUCGGCCGAGUAUGCAACAUUCUAUGCAGUUGUGUGUUGGAAAGAUGUUUUGGUUUACACGGAUGAUUAAUAACGAUGAUAAAUAAUGUUCGAUCGAUCAUCGAUUCGUGCCAAUUACUUUUUAGUCGAUCGAUAAAUAUCCAAGUGUACGGUGUAAGAGAACGACGCGGUUGUAUAAUAAAUAUGAUACGAUAACGCGCAUUAUCACUGUUGUACAUAGUAUGAUAAUUAGGAUAGGAUGGAAAGAUAUAUAUAUAUAUAUGUACGUUUAUAUUUUUUAAACAGCGCGCACAAAUCACAGAUCCGUUAAAUACCAUGAAACGUGCUUAAAUAACUGUGUCCGCGAUUAAGUUGAAGACGUUAGACGAUGUAUAGCUAGUCUAUUGAAAUUAUGUUACCGUUCAAGACGAAACUGUGAAAGAAUCGGUAAAAUCUCUCAGACAAACCGAUCUUUUCGAACGAAGAUUAUAAAAGGCAAGCUAAAAACAGAUCCCUUAUGGUUGUAACUAAAAUUAUUAUAAACGAAUUAAAGGAUUCACACGAUGCUCGUAGAUCAGCUCUGAUGGUAGUAAUGUUGUCUUUAUUUCAAAUCGAUCGUUUCUAUAACGCAGCUGCACGAAAGUAAAUUAUAUUUUAUUCUUGAAUGGAUCAUUCGUCGUUAAAUCGUUGAAACGAACGAUUUUCGAGUACGAUCGCUUGUACAGAAAUAUUUGCUUCUACACAAAUAUUUGUACAGAAAUAUCGGUUAAAAACGUAUACUUUGGUAAUAUACUAAUUCUAUUUUGUCGUAAUAUGUAUUUUUAUACAUAUUAUAACAUAAACCUAUUAAACUCUUUGCCUUAUCACAUUUUAAGUCACGCUCGAUCCAAUUCAUACUUUUAAUAUCGAAUGCGUUGUCGCGUGUACUUAUUAAUUAACUAGUUAUUUCCACGAGUUAUUCAUUAAUUAAUGAUCAACGAUAAAUGUAUUUAUUUUCGAUAAAACUGCACAUUAUUACAUCGUUGUCGUUGUCAUUGAUACAUCGUGUCUUCUUUACUCAAUACGAUCCAAAGCAGUACCAAUAGUAUCCGUUAAAUGCCGGUUGUUGAGUUUGGAUGAGAAAUCGAUUAAAUCGAAGAUUGACUUUUUCAUUUUACGCGCAAAGAAGGUUAAACGCGGAUUAUACAUCCGAGUACAUGUAUAACGUUUCGAUGUUAUAGCAGCGAAUAGCUGACUACUCGCGUAAGUAGCUACUAAGAAAUCGUAAGGCAAGGGGUUAAAUAAGAAAAGAAUACAGGAAGUUUAAUCGCAGCAACGUACGAAAUAUGAAGCUUUUGUUGCGUGUGGGAACGAAGUAUAUGUUUAGAUGUGAAAAUUCGCGGAUUUUCAUCGAGCACGUGCCGCUAUAACGGUUUCCUUUUGAGGCGGCAGCGGCGAGAUUUGCGUGCGCAAAAAGGAAAUUACGUAAGCUACGUAGGUCUACGUUCUUUCUUUUGUAAAUAUAGAAUUUUGUACCAGCUGCCAAAACAGCCGAUCCUUGGGGAUGAUUUUACGAAUCAUCGACUCGUGCGAUUUCUUUUAGGAUUCGUGAAACUAUCUCGUGAUAAUUUUGUCGUAAUGCUACCAGUAAAACGCGUUAAUCCGUAUCUAAAGAAAUGGUACAGCGUGCGGAGUACGAAGGGACACCGGUUGUCUCGCAGAAACAAAACGAAAGACGAAAUAUGCGUACGUAAUAAAUAUGGUUCUUCCAAUAAA
Messenger RNA from Bombus pyrosoma, 15236 nucleotides. RefSeq names its product tyrosine-protein phosphatase 10D (gene Ptp10D). Gene Ontology annotation, biological process: protein dephosphorylation. Gene Ontology annotation, molecular function: protein binding; protein tyrosine phosphatase activity. The coding region runs from base 2936 to 7615 and encodes 1559 amino acids. The record is from RefSeq and is a predicted model, not a curated record. The transcript has 19 exons. NCBI's taxonomy places the organism in Eukaryota, Metazoa, Arthropoda, Insecta, Hymenoptera, Apidae.